Messenger RNA from Hyaena hyaena (striped hyena), 990 nucleotides. RefSeq names its product keratin-associated protein 10-8-like. The record is from RefSeq and is a predicted model, not a curated record. The transcript is spliced from 3 exons. Gene Ontology annotation, cellular component: keratin filament. NCBI's taxonomy places the organism in Eukaryota, Metazoa, Chordata, Mammalia, Carnivora, Hyaenidae.
AUGGCCGCGUCCACCCUGUCCGUCUGCUCCAGCGACCUGAGCUAAGGCAGCCGCGUCUGCCUGCCCGGGGCCCCUGACUCCCGCCCCGCCUCCUCCUGGCAGGGGGGCGACUGCCCAGAGAGCUUCUGCGAGCCCCCCUGCUGCGCCCCCAGCUGCUGCGCCCCCGCCCCCUGCCUGACCCUCCUCUGCACCCCUGCGAGCUGCGUGUGCAGCCCGUGCCAGCCAGCCUGCACCCGCUCCUGCGGCACCUCCUCCCCCUGCCAGGGAGCCUGCUGCACCCCUGUGUGCUGCAAGCCCGUGUGCUGCACCCCUGGGUGCUGCAAGCCCGUCUGCUGCACCCCUGUGUGCUGCAAGCCCGUCUGCUGUGAGGACUCCCCCUGCACAGACUCCUGCGGCACCUCCUCCCCCUGCCAGGGAGCCUGCUGCACCCCUGUGUGCUGCACCCCUGUGUGCUGCAAGCCCGUCUGCUGCACCCCUGUGAGCUCCGGGUCCACCCCCUGCUGCCAGCCCAGCCCCUGCUGCAGACCCCCCUCCUCCAUGUCCCUGCUCUGCCGCCCCGUGUGCAAGCCCGCCUGCUGCGCCCCUCUGCUGCACUCCCGCCCCCUGCCUGACCCUCCUCUGCACCCCUGCGAGCUGCGUGUGCAGCCCGUGCCAGCCAGCCUGCACCAGCUCCUGCGGCACCUCCUCCCCCUGCCAGGGAGCCUGCCGCACCCCUGUGUGCUGCAAGCCCCUGUGUUGGGCUGGGAAGCAGUAGGCCCUGAGCCGCAGGUACCGAUCAUCAAGGACGCGCCAUGCGGUGCGCGGCUGGCCUCGCUGGCGGGGCACGUGGACUGUAGUUGUGGCGAGAGACGCGACGGAAAGCGCGCGGUGUCCGGCUCCGCGGCACUCGGCGUGUGCGGCCACCCCGCCGUCCCCGUGCGGACGUUGCCGCCGUCCUCGCCGAGCGAGCCCCCGCCCCAGCCCCGCGCCCCCGCCAGGCCCCGUCCCUGA